Molecule: messenger RNA, 1686 nt
Organism: Athalia rosae (coleseed sawfly)
Lineage: Eukaryota; Metazoa; Arthropoda; Insecta; Hymenoptera; Athaliidae
Exons: 4
Coding region: 286-1239 (317 amino acids)
Source: RefSeq, a predicted model, not a curated record
CAGUUUCCUUCCAGGAUGCGUUUCGUUCUGUCGCCUUUGCAAGGACGCUAAUCAGGUAUAAGAGAUUGUUACACGGGGUUUUUAACUUUAGUCGGUUUCGGAACAUAGAAAAGAGUAGGUAGAACGUACGACUGGACACACGUAUACUCCGCAGACGUUUUCAAAUUACAAGUCAAAAGAAAUUCAUAGGAGCUAGUUACCCCCCACUUUUCCCUACCUGCCGAAGCAGGGAAUAUCCUCGUAAGAGAAAACCUUCAUAUCUCGCGGUGUUCAAAUACGGCAAACAUGGUUAGAGCGUCGUUGUUGAAACGGUUGUUGAUUUUACUGACGCUAAAUUAUGCCGCAUCUUCGUUUAUCGCACCGUCGAAUUUCGGAGGUGCCUCAGAAUCCGGAGUGUCGCUGAGUGACGUAACGCAGAGGAAGAGCGGUUCGGAAUACGUUGCACUCGAUAACGGAAGGGCAACAAAAGCGGCCAGCCAAGGAUUCGAUAAGGGUGAACGCGGUGCACACGGACAGUCUCAAGAAGAUGGUCACUACAGUGAUCAGGAUAAUAAUCGGAAGGGAUACGACGUCGGAAGACAAACGUUGGGACAGAGCCAGUCUUUCGAUCAAGGUAACAACGAGUUUCAACAACACGGAAGUGGAGAGCAUAAAAAAGGCUUUCACAAAAGUGGAUUUACGAAUAAUUAUCACAAGGACGAAUCAGGAAAUAAAGCCUCGUUCUACGAGGACAGCGACGACGAACGUGGUCACAGAGGUCACGAUAACAGGGGAUCAUUUUACGGUAACAGAGGUGAAGACGCGUUCAGGGAUGGAAGAUACGACACAGCUUUCAACGGAAGAAACAGAGGUCAACAGGGACUUUACGACAACAGUGCAGGAUUCGAUAAUCGCCGUGGUCAUUCUGGCGGUUACAACGACAAUCGCUACUACGACGACAGAAGAAAAUACCUGCAAGACGGAGCCGGUAGGGCUUACGACAGAAAUGGAAACGAAGCGUACUAUCGAAGAGAACAACCGUACCACAAUAACGCCUACUAUCCAGCUCCGGUGGCUCCUUUAGUUUCUGGACCACUUUACUCCAGAGAUUACCUCGACGCCCCGCCAGCCAGAUACUUCGAACGCGAGGAACCUUAUCGGCUUGGAAAAAGAUACGGAUUCAUACUUGACAGACGUAGAAGAUGCUUAGUUCUUCACGAUACGGUUCAACUUUCAACUACUAUCCCUACGUUGUGCUGAAGAAUUUGUAUAAGGCGUUUAAUCAGUCAUCACGGUGCCUAGUUUAUCGCAGUACUUAUUCAACUUGCAACCACGAAGGGCAGGAGUUACAUGUCAUCGCACAAUUCGUUCACAGGUAUGAAAUAAGUAACAGAAUGAUAUAAGUUAGGGUAUAUUAUGAAAAUAUAUUUAAUGUAAUAUAUUAUAACAUCACAUUAGCAGUAAUAUAUUAACAGAUAAUAUAAUAUAACAUUCAACUAACAUAUUGACAUAGAAUAUAAUAUUGCUGAUAACAUAUUCUUAUACUACGUUAUUAACAAUGCACUUUUCCUAUAUUUCAGGUACUCGGAUAUGCUGUCGCCGCAGUUAUGACCCCCUGGACUUCCCCUGUUCAUCAGGGGGAGUUCAGGGACCCGUCCCCUGGGACUGCGCGGCCUCCCACCGCCCCCGGGGUCCCAGGGGACCCAG